AUGUUCCGCUUAAUGAUGUGGCUAGCGGGUCUCCGUGGCUUGCUAAUGUCAAGACCCGAUUUUCAAAAUUCAUUUCUACAAAUCAUACUUCCAGAGAAAAUCCAAGCAAAUACAAGUGAUAAUUCAGAAGUAGAAAAUGAACAGGUAUCCUAUAGUAUUUCAAUAGAUGAGAAACCGUAUACUGUGCACCUUAAGCAAAGAUUUUUUUUAGCAAAUAAUUUCAUGGUUUAUAUGUAUAAUCAAGGAUCUAUGAAUUCUCAUUCUUCAAAUAUUCAGGCUCAAUGCUACUACCAAGGAUAUAUUGAAGGAUAUCCGAAUUCUUUUGUCACACUUAGCACGUGCUCUGGACUGAGAGGAAUAUUGCAGUUUGAAAAUGUUUCUUAUGGAAUUGAGCCUCUGGAAUCUGCAGUUGAAUUUCAGCAUCUUCUUUACAAAUUAGGGAAUGAAAAGAAUGAAUUUGCAGUUCUUCCUGAAAAUAACCAAGACACAGAACAAAACCUAUUGGAUUAUAACAUUUUUAUAAGUGAAAAACCAGAAUCAACUGUUUCAGAUUUAAUUCCUCUUUAUCUAGAAAUGCAUAUCGUGGUAGACAAAGCUUUGUUUGAUUACCUGGGCUCUGAUAGCAUGAUAGUAACAAAUAAAGUCAUCGAAAUUAUUGGCCUUGUAAAUUCGAUGUUUGCCCAAUUUAAAGUUUCUAUUGUGCUGUCAUCUUUGGAAUUGUGGUCCGAUAAAAAUAAGAUCUCUACAGUUGGUGAGGCAGAUGAAUUAUUGCAUAGAUUUUUAGAAUGGAAAAAGUCCUAUCUUACCCUGAGGCCUCAUGAUAUUGCAUAUCUAUUCAUCUUUAGAGAUUAUCCAGAUUAUUUGGGAGCAACAUUUCCUGGAAAGAUGUGUGCUACCGGUUAUUCUGCAGGAAUUGUUUUGUAUCCCAAGGAGAUAACUUUGGAGGCAGUUUCAGUUAUUGUUACCCAGAUGCUGGGACUCAGUCUGGGAAUAUCAUAUGAUGACCCAAAGAAAUGUCGAUGUUCAGGAGCCAUCUGCAUAAUGAGUACAAAAGCCCUGCAAUCCAGUGGUAUGAAGACUUUUAGCAAUUGCAGUUUGAGGGACUUUGAAAACUUCAUUUCAAACGUGGGGGCCCAGUGUCUUCAGAAUAAGCCACAAAUGCAGAGACGUCCAGCAUCAAUCUGUGGCAAUGGCAGAGUGGAGGGGAAUGAAGUCUGUGACUGUGGUACUGAGGAACAAUGUGGGCCUGACAACUGUUGUAAUCCUCGUACUUGUGUGCUGAAGCCAGGUUCAGAAUGUGAUAAAGGAUUAUGCUGCAACAACUGUAAAUUUAUGCAAGCAGGUGCUACAUGUAGGCCCAUUGCACAUCCUGAAUGUGAUAUUCCUGAGGUUUGUAAUGGAAGCUCAGGAAGGUGUCCGGCUGACAUAACUAUACUCAAUGGACGGAAAUGUGAAGGAGGAAAAGCUUUUUGUUAUGAUGGAGGCUGCCAAGAUAUUGAUGCACGUUGUGAGAGUGUAUUUGGAAAAGGUUCAAAAAAUGCGCCAUUUGCCUGCUAUGAAGAAAUACAGUCUCAAACGGAUAGAUUUGGGAACUGUGGUAAAGAAGGACCCAGAUAUACAUUUUGCCCGUGGAGGAGUCUUAUAUGUGGAAGAUUAAUCUGUACCUACCCACUUCAGACUCCUUUCCUUCGAGACAGUGCUUCUGUGAUUUAUGCUUUUGUGCGAAGUACUGUAUGUAUAACAAUGCACUAUGAAACAACGGGUGCAGAAGAUCCACUUGUGGUCAAUAAUGGCACUAUUUGUGAUAAAGAGAGGAUUUGUGUAAAUCGUGAAUGUUUAGAAGUAAGGCCGUUUAUAGACAAAUUAAAUCAUUGUUCAGCAAAGUGCAAUGGAAAUGGAGUGUGCACUUCCACGAUGAUAUGCAAUUGUACUGGUGGCUACAGACCUCCAGAUUGCAGAGUGAGAUCCAGAAUAUCGCCUGGGGAACAGGGUUUACCCACGGAAAGAACUUCUGAGAAGGGUGGGAAGAAGCAGUGGCUUUUGGCUAUCUACAUUGCUUUACCUGUUCUUGUUGUAGCAAUAAUAAUAGCUGCUUCAUGGAAGCUUUCGAAAAAGUGGUUUAGCAAGAAAGAGGAAUCCCAAAGUAGUGGAUCGAAGUCAGAAAGUAGUGCCCAAACAAAUCGGAGCAGGUGUGCCCGCUGGCCCUCCCGGAGGCAGCCAGGAGCCGCUCCAGACUUUUCCUCGCGCGCCGCGGGCGUCUCCCACCCGCGCUGGGCCCCCAUUCGCCGCAACGCCUCAACCGUCACUGUUGGGCCAGUGUGGCUCCAGGUCAGCGGAGCCAUGUUCCUUCUUCUAGGCCUUCUCACCGUCCUCAGGGGACUGCACGGAGGCCCCAAUCUUCAUAAAAAGUUUCUGCAGACCACAAUUCCUGAAAAGAUUUCAACAUCUGAGGCAAUCAGAGAUCCAGAAAAUAAUGUGGCUUAUGUCAUUACAAUAGGAGGAAAUCCAUAUUUUGUCCAUCUUACAAAGCAGUCGUUUUUAUCUUCAGCUUCUGUUGUUUACUUUUAUGACAAAAAUGACAUCCAACAUCAUCAGCCUUUGUCAGCUCAUAUGGAUUGCAGUUAUCAUGGAUAUGUUGCAGGUUUUCCAAAUUCUCUUGUAUCACUCAACAUUUGUUCGGGACUCAGGGGAAUACUGCAGUUUAAAAACAUCUCAUAUGCAGUUGAACCAGUUGAGUCUGUAUCAGGAUUUAUGCAUGUGAUUUAUGAAGAAAAAAGUGAUAUAAAUCCUAUCCCUCUGUUACUGAAAAAUGACACUUACAGCUAUGAGAGCUCACAGUAUAAAGUCAGAAAAAGUUCAGAAAGAGUUGGCCAUACCAAAUUAUCCUCCCGAUACAUUGAUAUGUAUAUUGUUGUGGAUAAAAAUCUGUUUGAUUACAUGGGCUCUGAUAUAAACACUGUAACACAGAAGAUUAUUCAGAUCAUUGGCCUUGUUAACACCAUGUUUAUCCAGUUAAAACUUACUGUUAGAAUAUCUUCCAUAGAGAUUUGGUCAGAUAAAAAUAAAAUUUCUACUGAAGGACCUCCUUAUAAUGUUUUAUAUAAAUUUUUAGACUGGAAGUAUAAAUUUGCCUCCCGACCUCAUCAUACUGCAUACUUAUUUGCCUUCAAGGAAAAUCCUACUUUUAUAGGAGUCACAGUUCCUGGAGAAAUAUGUGGUAAGAUUGCUACUGGAGGAGUUGCUCUGUAUUUAGUGGGUUUAUCGUUGGAGUCAUAUGCUGUCAGUAUCGUGCAGUUGCUUGGCCUUAAUGUGGGAAUGAGUUAUGAUAAUACUGAGAUCUGCCAUUGUUCAGGGGAUGUUUGCACAAUGUCUCCAGAAGCUUUACAAUCUGGGGGUGUAAAGGAUUUUAGCACCUGCAGCUUGGAUGACUUUAAAUAUUUUGCUGCAUAUUCUGGCAUUGAGUGUCUUCAUAAAAUCCUUCCUGAUGAGCCAGUUUACAAACAGAGGAAGAUGUGUGGCAAUGGGAUAUUGGAAACAGGUGAACAAUGUGAUUGUGGCACUGCAAAGGCGUGUACUCAUCCAGACUGCUGUGAUGCUAGAACAUGUUUGAAGAAAAAAGAUAAAGUAUGUGGUUCAGGGGCAUGCUGUACCACAAAUUGCAAGAUAAAACCACUUAAUACACUUUGUAGGAAAGCAGUUGAUGAGUGUGACUUUGAAGAAUUUUGUAAUGGGAAUCAAUCAAUCUGUGUGCCUGACACUUACGCACGUGAUGGAGAGCUUUGUGAGUCGGGUGACGCCUACUGUUAUAAAGGACGGUGUAGAUCAGUUAACAGACAGUGUAGCAGAGUACUUGGAGCAGGGUCUAGAGGUGCUCCAUAUGCUUGUUAUGAUGAAAUAAAUGCAAGAUCAGAUAGAUAUGGAAACUGUGGCAGGGGAAUUUGUGAGUUUAGUCAAUCGAUGUGUGGAAAAUUAGUUUGUGCCUGGCCAUAUAAAACUUUAGUAUCACGACCAAAUUUAUCUGUGAUCUAUACUCAUAUAAGAGAUGAAAUAUGUGCAUCAGGAUUUCUGAAUGCUGAGAAGUUACCUAGAGAUACAUUUACCACAGUUCAAACACCUGAGGACAGAGAUGAAACAUUUGUAGAAGAUGGCAGUAUGUGUGGUCCUGAAAUGUAUUGUGUGAACUUUUCCUGUGUAGAGGUUAAAUACCGCAUGGAUAAAACCAGAUGCGAUAAUGGUAAACAUUGUGCUUCAAAAGGAGUAUGCAAUAAUUUUGACCAUUGCCAUUGUUUGCCAGGGUUUGCACCUCCUAACUGCAAGCCACUUCCAGGAGAAUUUGGAAGUAUCAAUGAUGGACACAUGCACAAAACUGGUUAG
This is a messenger RNA of Rangifer tarandus platyrhynchus (Svalbard reindeer), 4374 nucleotides long. Lineage: Eukaryota; Metazoa; Chordata; Mammalia; Artiodactyla; Cervidae. The record is from the annotation of a GenBank genome assembly.